UUGUUGCCAAACGUCAGGGUGAUCAGUGUAAAUUGUCCAAAAAAUUGGAGACCCGAUCGCCCUGAUUGAACAAUCAACUCGACCCGUUUAUGUACCCAUCGCUCCAAAAUCUCUCUCUCUCUCUCACUCUCUCUCUCUCGACCCAGGCGACUCAUUCCGAUCAGUUUUACUUUGAUGCUGCCCGCUAGCACUGCUGAGCAUGGCCACUAACCCACUUAAAGGUAGAAAUUUAGCAGCACAGGUUCUAGGACAUAAAGGUCGUUAACCCUUUCUGCAAAUUCAGAUGAAUUGAGUCCACUUCUGGCAAUAUGAUCAAUUGAAGCCCACUGAUACAAUGAAAGAAUAAGUAGCACAAACAAAUCUUUGGUUCCAGAAACUUCUGAAACUGUGGUUUUCAUGGCUGCUUCUGUGUCAACUCUUCCAUGGAUUUGGGUCAUUGAAGCUCUGGCAAGCUUCAAGCAACUGGAUGCAUCUAUUCUGUUGGAUUUGGUUAAAAGGACUCCAGAAAUCUCUGACGAUUUGGGGGAAAAUGCCAGAGAAAUGGUCUCCUUAAGAAUUUUGGAGAGUUUUUUUGAUAGGCAAUCUGGAAGCAAAAAUGGUGGUUCCGCCGUAGAAUCCAAAAUGGAGCUGGAUCCAUCAAAGCAGUGUGAAGAUGUACUUCGAGAUAUAGUGCAUGAGACGUCUGCUUCGAAUCUGAGAAUGGAUGAACCAGAGAUGUUGAAAUGGGAUGUCCAGACCUUUAUUAUGCAUAAGAGAGCUUCCUUGCCAAAAUGCACUUUACUACAGCUGAAGAAUGCAAUUCUUGAAGGAAACCAUCCAAUUCUUGCAUCCUUGACAGAAAGCAGUGGAUUGUCACUUAGCAAUCAGUCUGGAAACAGAAUUCCCAUGGAUGAUGGUGAUCUCAAUCCAGUUGCCAGAGGGAACUUAACCUCUCCAACCCCUGAAAAUGUUGAUGGCUUCUUGCAAGAAGAUGCGGCUAACACCACUUUGUUAUCUUCUAAGAGGAAUAGAAGUGACUUAGAUACUGAAGAUCUGGCUGCAAAAUCCUAUGAGGAUGGUAUCAGUAUGGACGAUGGGUCUGACUCCCAUUUGCAUAAUUCCAAGAAGCUUAAACAGGAUGCCACUUUUACUGGCCAGGCUGUUGGUCAGAAUUGUGUUCCUGCAAUCGAAAAUGAAUUGUCCGAUGAUUUAUUGAGAAGAAAUGGACAACAGCUUAUAAGGGAUGGCUGUGACUUGGCCAAAUCAUCUCAUGUAAGAGGGUCACAAGAAAGCACAUUCUCAGAAGAUUGUCAUGAUCACUAUGUUGCAUCAAAGAGGCAUGGGCAAAGGGAUGGUGAAGAUGCUUCAGGAUUACUGCUUAAUUAUCCACAAAAUUCUUGUAAUAAUGAGGCAGUGCCUGAAGAUUCACGUGGAGAUGGAACGCAGCGGGACCUACCUGUUAAUGAGGCCAAGGAUAAUGGCAAGCAAUGUGCUGAAAUGGGAACAUCAACGGCCUCACCGUUGUAUGAAACUCAACAGAAUAAUCAUGGUGAUGAAUGCAGAGAUAAGUGUGGAAAUACCCAAAUCAAUACAUCUAACUGUGUGCCGCUCUUAGAUGGAACCCACCUAAAAGAUAUUCCUGAUGAUGCCAGAGAUGAGAGGGAGCAUAAUCCUAGACGAGAAAUGUCCAGCGAUAGCGAUGGCUAUCAGGACGAGAAGAUUGAUGUUGCCCUGGAAAAACGUAAGUUCUUGAGCUCUCAAUGCUCAAUCAGUCAGGACUCUUUGGCAACAGCUGACUGUACAGAGCUUAAUCUUUGUAUGAAGUGUAAUAAAGGUGGUCAGCUGUUGGUUUGCAGUGGAAGCGCUUGUCCGUUAGUGGUUCAUCAGAGCUGCUUGGGCUCUGCACCCAGUUUUGAUAACAGUGGGAAGUUUUACUGCCCUUUCUGUGCAUAUUCUCAUGCAAUUUCGGAGUACCUUGAAAUCAAGAAAAAGGCUGCCUUAGCGAGGAACGAGCUUGCAGUUUUUAUUGGAUUGGAGAAUGGACAUCGGGUGGAUAAACAUACUAAGAGAUUUCUGGUGCCCGAGCAAAAUCAGUUCAUUCUAGAUGAGAAUGCGAAUGGAAACACUCAAGCUAACUGUAAUGAAAACCAUGUAAACAAAGUCAAUAGUACUCAACAUAGGGGAGAUAUAGAUGAUAAGAAACAAAUGGAACCUUCGGUGUCAAAGGUUAAUGAUGGUCUACCUUGUCAAGAAGAAGGUGUGACCAUAGCAGAUGAUGGAACACUAGGUGCUUUACCAGACGGAGAGAGAGAGGGAGGGAAAUUGGGCCCACAGUGCCAAUCUGGAAGUGCGUUAGAGGAACAACAGAUUGAAGAAGGGAGUGGUUGCGAUCGUGGCGAUGAUAAUUCAACUUGCAGAGAUAGAGAGAGUGGCCAUGAGACCAAGGGCCAUGGUGAAGAUGAAAUGCAAAAGGAAGUUUUACAACAACCUAUUGCUAAUCCAAACCGACGUGCUGCUCGUCUAUCAAAAGUCGAUGUAGGGGAAAGUUCUGAAGAAGAAAAUGAUAAGGCCACUUCUAAUUACCGCAUAGAACGCCGACGCCGUGACAAGCAAGAAAAGCAGUACACCUACCCAGCAAUUCCUCAGUUGAGGCGAAAGAAAGUCUCAUGGACAUCCGCAGAGGAGGAGAUACUAAAGGAUGGUAUGAGGAAAUUUUCAAGCAUUCAUGACAGAAAUAUCCCAUGGAAGAGGAUUCUGGAGUUUGGAAGUGAUGUGUUUCAGAAAGGUCGGACCACAAUAGACCUCAAAGACAAAUGGAGGAACAUUUGCAAAGGAAGCCCGAAGUCAAAGUGAAGUUUUAUCUGUUUCAUCAGCUGCACUUGUCAAUGUACUCUGGUUUUCGCUAUGCCUUCCAAACUCCAUUUUUAUGGAAGUUACUUGUCUUUUUGCUUUCUGUACUUAAAACUCAAGUGGUAGGUAAUCAAAUCACAAGAUGGAACAUCAUAA
Messenger RNA from Rhododendron vialii, 2985 nucleotides. RefSeq lists its product as uncharacterized. NCBI's taxonomy places the organism in Eukaryota, Viridiplantae, Streptophyta, Magnoliopsida, Ericales, Ericaceae. The transcript has 7 exons. Bases 397 to 2832 code for a protein of 811 amino acids. The record is from RefSeq and is a predicted model, not a curated record.